Messenger RNA from Gasterosteus aculeatus aculeatus (three-spined stickleback), 1224 nucleotides. The record is from RefSeq and is a predicted model, not a curated record. Lineage: Eukaryota; Metazoa; Chordata; Actinopteri; Perciformes; Gasterosteidae.
AUGACGGUUGGCAUCGGCGGCGCGUGGACGGUGUUACAGUACAACAAAGGCUCCUGUGGGACUGGAUAUGGAGAUGGGGAGGGAGGCAUGAAGGAGGGCUACAGCUACAUGAAACUAAGUGUGUAUGUGUACGUGCUUUUGAGUUUAGAUACAACAGUGGAAUAUUCAACAUCCCUUGGUUGUUCAUUUGUGCCUGCAGGGGCGUCCUGGCUAAUUCCGUCCUCACGAAACGUUCUUUUUUUUUAUCUGGCAAAGAAAAACCAAGCUAACAAAAUCCAAUUUUGUCUCUUUGUUUUUUUUUUUUUAGCGUCUUCAUCCGUUGUCCCCAUUCCCGGGACCUUUUCUUGGCCCCUCGCCGCCAGAGGGAAACCCCGGAGAGGGAUGCUGAGGAGGGCGGUGUUCUCCGAUGUGCAGCGCAAAGCCCUGGAGAAAAUGUUCCAGAAACAGAAAUACAUCAGCAAGCCCGACAGGAAGAAGCUCGCCUCCAAACUGGGCCUGAAAGACUCGCAGGUGAAAAUUUGGUUCCAGAACCGCAGAAUGAAGUGGAGGAACUCCAAGGAACGCGAACUGCUUUCAUCCGGUGGCUGCCGGGAGCAGACGCUGCCCACCAAAGCCAACCCGCACCCGGACCUCAGCGACGUGGGCAAGAAGUCCUCAGCCGAGGAGGAAGACGAGGAAGAAGAGUUUCAAAGACAGAGAAUCCGUGCGGACUCCAUCGUCUCCUCUCCGUCUCUUUCCAGUAAGCACUCGGACUUCUCAGAGUCAGAGGAAGAAGAAAUAAACGUAUCUUAAUUUAUUUAAAAAAAAUAAGCCCACAUAGAGAGAAUAUAACCCGUGUUUUGUUUUCAUAUGAGACUGUGAGCAGAUUUGUAAGGAGCUGUCAAACACCUAAAUGUAAUUGUUAAAAACAUUUUCUUUUUCAAAUUUGUUGCUUCAUCAGCGAAUGCGCACUGUACAACAUCUGCGUCUGGGACACAAUUUGCUGUUUUGCACAGCUUUGUUCAAUUGUACAGUAUUUUGUACAAUUUUGUAUGGAAAUUUUAUGCCAAGAAUAUUGACUUUCUUUUACCUUGAAUAGAGUUGUUUAUUGAAAAGAAUGUAGCUAUUUCGUUAAUAAUUUAUAUGAAUUUCUUUAAUAAGUGUGUUGUAUUAUGUGCUGUAUAUAUGUUUAUUCCACACUUUUUGUACAAUACCAAAUAAAAUUGUAAACAAUUCCACGUCAAA